AUGGAAUUUUCAGCGUGCAGGAAUUUGGGCAUUUUUGUGAUUUUAGGAUUUUUCUUAGCAGGUUUGUGGAUUUUUUUCAAAAAAAAAAUUUUUGGGGACCAAAAAAUGUAUAUUUCUAUACAUUUUUUAGUAGGAAAUGUGAAUUUCCGGAAGAUUUUUGGCGCCAAAAAUCAUCGGGUACUGUAGAUUUUGGCGCCAAAAUUUCAAGAGUACUGUAGGCUUGAAUCUUGAGAAAUACGGUAGAUUUUAGCGCGAAAAAACUGAGGAUUACUGUAGCUCAAAAUGUACAGUACUCCAAUCUCUAGGGAUUACUGUAUGUUCCUUUAAAUAUUCUGAAAUUCCUACAGUAAUCCAAAAACAUGUUCUGAAUUCAAUUAUAAAUUUCUAUGAUCCUUUAAAAUCUACAGUAACCUGAAAAAAUUAGUAAAGAAAAAUAUUACUAGUAUUUUUACCGAUCUACAGUACCCCGGAAAAUCAUAUGGUUUCUAAUGAUAAAAAUGUCAUGUUCCUUUAAAUCUACAGUACUCCAGAAAAUCUGUUUUUUUAUGGAAAAUUGUUAUGUUCCUUUAAACUUACAGUAUCCCAAAAAAUUCUAAUUUUCCCCCACUAAAAAUAUAUGUCCCUUCAACCUACAGUACUCCCCUAAUCUCCCCCCAAAAUUUCCCAUUUUCCAGGUCUCGAAGCGGCCAGUGCGCCUUUAAAUACCGUAUCCCCGGCUCAAAAUUGCUCGGCAACAAAAGGAGCCUUCUCAUGUUACACGUGUAUGGGGAGAGAUAUGCAAAACUGUAAUUGGGGAACCACGUGCUGUAAAGGAGCUUGCUAUAAAUUGGAGGAUGUUGGUAAGGAAUUUUUGGCGGGAAAAUUUGGGGAUUUUCGGUGAAAAUUUGGAACUUUUUGGUGAAAAUUUGGGUAAAAUUGUGCCACAAUUAUUGAUCUAUGAUUUUUUGAAUUUUUUGAAAUUAAUUUUGGUGCUAGAAAUUCUAUUUUAUAAUUUUAUUUUAGCAUAUUUGAAAAUCAUUAAUUUUUGUUAUGAAAAUUUUGAAACAGUGAAUUUUUUAUUUAAAAACAAUUUUUGUCACGUGGCAUUUCUGAAUUUUAUUUAAAAUUUUUGAUUUUUUAAAAUUUAUUAGCCACUAACAUAACAUAUUCGAGAAAUCUCCGAUUUUUAUUCUAAAAAUUUUGAAACAGUGAAUUUUUUUCCAACAAAAAAUUCACUGUUUCAAAAUUUCAUCAAAAUUUCAUAAAUAGGACUCAGGGAAUCACGGGCGAGAUCUCCGCGAUUCGCGGAAAUCUCGCGGUGCUCUCUCAAAAAUCAAAAAGUAGAGGCGCCGCGAGACACAACUAAUCGCUUUUAAUCAUACUCACUCGGCCGGCCUCGAUCCGUCACUCUCCGCCUCGCACACAUUCCUAUUACCCACUUGACCAUCCACGCGCACGACUCAUAUCGCUGAAACGUGUUUCAUAUCUCUGCACUCUUGUCGUGACAGCCCGUGAAAUUCACGCGAAACGCAAACUUUUCUGCGUUUUGCGGAAAUCUCGCGACAAAAUAUUUCGACCGAGUCACUUCGCUAAAUUUGCGCAAUUCGCAAAUGUCCACCGCGAAGUUUCUGCAAACGCUGGACGCCCGCGAAUCGCGUAGAUCUCGCCCGUGAUUCCCUGAGGAGAUAGUCGAACAUCUUUGAGAAAUCUCCAAUUUUUGUUAUAAAAAUUUUGAAACAGUGAAUUUUUUUCUAACAAAAAUGGUUAUUUUUGCCAUCGUAACAUCUUCAAAAAUCAUCAAUUUUUAUUAUAAAAAUUUUGAAACAGUGAAUUUUUUCUAACAAAAAAACUUUGGAACCAAAAAUAAAAUUUUUGAAUUUUGAAACGUGGCUUACUUAUUUUUCCCAUAAAUAUUUUCAAGCUAAUAUAUGUACUCGUACCAUUCAUUGAUUUAAAAAACCCACAAUUUCCAUUUUAAAAAUUUUGAAACAGUGAAUUUUUUUCCAACAAAAAAAUUUUUGGAACUGAAUUUUUUGGAGCUAAAAUUAAAAAUCGCCACGUAGCUGAGGAUUUUCGGCCUCGAAAAUUGUUAUUUUUUGCCACGUGGCAUAUUUCUUGUUUGUAUUUUUUAUGGAAUGUAUACGAUGAAAUAUUUUAGAGCAUUUUUGAAAAUCUUCAAUUUUUGCUAUAAAAAAUUUGAAACAGUGAAUUUUUUCAAAUCAAUUUUUGCCACGUGGCAUUUCUGAAUUCAAUAAAGCUAAAAUACUCGUACCAUUCUCAAUUAAUUAAAAAAACCCCCACAAUUUUUAUUAUGAAAAUUUUGAAUAUAGAACAAUUUCGAAAAUCCUAAAUUUUUAUUAUGAAAAUUUGAAACAGUGAAUUAUUUUCCAACGAAAACAUUUUUCAGAGUUAAUUUUUUUCGCCUCAAAAACAAAAUUCGCCACGUAGCUGGGGACUUUUGGCUUCAAAGAAAAUUGUUUGGAUUUUUUUAAAAUCAUUUUUUCCAUUUCAACAUGUUCAAAAAUCCUAAAUUUUUAUUCAAAAAAUUUUGAAACAGUGAAUUUUUCUAGCUAAUUUUUUGGAGUGGUUGAGCUUAGAAACUCCUUUGAAAAUCCGCUAUUUUUCAAAUGAAAAUUUUGAAACAGUGAUUUUUUUUCUAAUAAAAAAACUUUGGAACCAAAAAUAAAAUUUUGAAUUAUGCCACGUGGCUUAAUUAUUUUUCCCAUAAUAAUUUUAAAGCUAAUAUACUCGUACCAUUAUCAAUUCAUUUGAAAAAAAAACCCACAAUUUUUCAAAUGAAAAUUUUGAAACAGUGAAUUUUUUCCAACAAAAAAAAUUCACUGUUUCAAAAUUUCAUCAUCAUCUAUAAAUAGGAGAUAUUCGAACAUCUUUGAGAAAUCUUCAAAUUUGAUAAGAAAAUUUUGAAACAGUGAAAUUUUUUCUAACAAAAAAAUUUUUGGAGCCGAAUUUUUUGGAUCUAAAAAUAAAAGGAUUUUCGGCCUCAAAAAUUGUUAUUUUUUGCCACGUGGCAUGUAAAAAUCCAAAAAAUGUUUGAUGAUCAAAUUUUGAAGCAGUGAAUUUUUUUCUAAUAAAAAAAUUUUUCAGACGUAAUAUUUUUGGCCCCGAAAAUCUUUGAAUUUUGCCACGUGGUAUAUUUUUCGUUUGUAAUUUUUACGGUACAAAUAAUAUCCAUUGAAAGCAUCUUCGAAAAUCCACAAUUUUAUGAAAUCAAAAUUUUGAAACAGUGAAUUUUUUGUUUCUAAUUUUUACGGAAUAUAAACGAUAACUUUCAAACAUUUUUGAAAAUUCACGAUUUUUCAAAUGAAAAUUUUGAACCAGUGAUUUUUUUCCAAAAAAAAAAUUUUGGAACCAAAAAUAAAUAUUUUGAAUUUUGCCACGUGGCUCACUUAUUUUUUCCAUUAAUAUUUUAAAGCUAAAAAAUACUCGUACCAUUCUCAAUUGAUUAAAAAAAAACCCCACAAUUUUUAUUAUGAAAUUUUUGAAACAGUGAACUUUUUUCUAACAAAAAAAUUUUCAGAGUUAUUUUUUUGAGGCCAAAAAUUGUUAUUUUUUGCCACGUGGCAUAUUUCUUGUUUGUAUUUUUUAUGGAAUGUAUACGAUGAAGUACUUCCGAGCAUUUUUGAAAAUCAUCAAUUUUUAUUCAAGAAAUUCUGAAACAGUGAAUUUUUUUUAAUCAAUUAUUUCCACGUGGCAUUUUUGAAUUUAAUUCAAAUUUUUAAUUUUUUUAAAUGUAUUUGCCACUAACCUAACAUAUUAGAGAAAUCUCCGAUUUUUAUUCUAAAAAAUUUGAAACGGUGAAGUUUUUUUUGAUCAAUUUUCGCCACGUGGCAUUUCUGAACCUCGAAAAUUUCCAUCAAAAAACUUUGCCUGAACAUUUCGAAAAUCCACAAUUUUUUUUAUUUCUCAUUUGUUUUGGAAAUUUAUCGAACAUCUUUGAGAAAUCUCCAAUUUUUACUAUAAAAAUUUUGAAACGGUGAAUUUUUUUCUAAUAAAAAAAUUUGUCAGAGAUAAUUUUUUGAGGCCAAAAAAUAAAAAUCGCCACGUAGCUGAGGAUUUUCGGCCUCAAAAAUUGAUAUAUUUGCCACGUGGCAUAUUUUUUGUUUGUAAUUUUUACGGAAUGUAUACGAUGAAAUAUUUUAGAGCAUUUUUUGAAAAUUCACAAUUUUUCAAAUGAAAAUUUUGAAACAGUGAAAUUUUUUCUAACAAAAAAAUUAUUUUUAUAUUUACAGGCGUCACUUUAUGAUUUUCCUAUAAAUAUUCUCUCUCAUCUCCUUCUCUUUGUUCUUUUUCUUUUAUCUUUAUGCGCAAUAGUUUAAGUUAGCUUAAGUUAGCAAAAAUCGCGUCAAUUUCAUUACAAAGCACAGAGGUUAAUACUGACGAGACCUGCCUCUGAUACCGUCUAUUAAAAAGGUCGAAACGGUAGCGCGCUAGUAAUCUUCUCUUUCCAACUCAUCUUCCCUUUUCCCUUUUUUUUUCUCUUUUCUUCAAUUCCAAAAUUUAGCAUAUUCCUAAUAUUUUUAUUAUUUUAUUUGCCACGGUAACAUCUUCGAAAAUCCUCAAUUUUUUAAAUAAAAAUUUUGAAACAGUGAAUUUUUUUCGAAUCAAUUUUUGCCACCUGGCAUUUUUUGAAUUUAAUUCAAAUUUUUAAUCGUGUAUUUGUCAUUGAACAUCUUUGAGAAAUCUCCAAUUUUCAUUCAAAAAAUUUUGAAACAGUGAAUUUUUUUUACCAACAAAAAAUUUUUCAGAGUUAAUUUUUUGAGGCCAAAAAUUGUUAUUUUUGCCACGUGGUAUAUUUUUUGUUUCUAAUUUUUACGGAAUGAAUACAAACAGCAUUUUUGAAAAUCCAAAAUUUUUGUUAUAAAAAUUUUGAAACAGUAAAUUUUUUGCGAGACAUUUUUUGAAAAUCUCCAAUUUUUAUUGAAAAAAAUUUGAAACAGUGAAGUUUUUCGCACAAAAAAAAUCACUGUUUCAAAAUUUCUUUUUUUUAUUUCUCACGUGUUUUCAAACCAAUCAACUUGAUUUUUAUAAAAAAAAUUUUUGCCACGUGGAAUAUUUUUCUCCUGCAAAAACUUUUCAAAAAAAAAAUUGCAGCCCACAAUUUGAUCAUAAAAGGCUGUGUUCCGACACGUGAAGAGGACGCUUCGAUGAAAGUCAGAACUUUGGAGACCAAAUUGUAUUGGACACAAAAUGAGAAGGUUAAAGGUGGGUACAGUAACCCGGGGGGUACUGUAGCUACAAAAUACCGUACUCCCAUAUUUUCUUCCAGGCGAAUCCUUCUUCUGCAACCAAGGCGACUACUGUAACUCGGCAUCUACAGUAAUCUCAAUGAUCUCAAUGCUAUUGCCCUUUUCGAUUUUCCUACUGUAG
This is a messenger RNA of Caenorhabditis angaria, 5367 nucleotides long. Lineage: Eukaryota; Metazoa; Nematoda; Chromadorea; Rhabditida; Rhabditidae. The record is from the annotation of a GenBank genome assembly.